Molecule: messenger RNA, 2762 nt
Organism: Mizuhopecten yessoensis (Yesso scallop)
Lineage: Eukaryota; Metazoa; Mollusca; Bivalvia; Pectinida; Pectinidae
Product: peptidoglycan-recognition protein SB1-like
Exons: 5
Coding region: 92-970 (292 amino acids)
Biological process (GO): peptidoglycan catabolic process
Molecular function (GO): zinc ion binding; N-acetylmuramoyl-L-alanine amidase activity
Source: RefSeq, a predicted model, not a curated record
UGUAAAUAACAACGACUCGGUAUCAAACUGUUCAAGUCGGUUUGAUUAUGUUGUGCACGCAUUGAUCAGACAACAAACUACGUCUUUUGCAAUGGAUCCUACCUACAACAAAGUACGAUUGACUUGCUUUUUUAUGCUUUGUGGCUCUCUACUAGUGCAGUCACAAAAUGUUGUCAAACCCAUCUCUGGAACAGCUGGGAAAUGUCAGGACAAGUCUAUUAUAUGCGAAGGAUCGUAUGUGGCUAAACUAGACUAUCAAUGUUCUGACAAUCAACGAUUCUGUUCCAAAAUGCAUCACUUACAAAGCACUAAAAAAUGUGAUGACAAAGAGCUUCAAAUUAUUACACGUGAUUCUUGGGGGGCCAGGACGCCGCUCAGCAGUUUAAAUAACUUGAGCGCUAAUCUGUCCUUCUUCAUUAUCCAUCAUGCGGCCGGAUAUGACUGUUCGGAACAAAAGAAGUGUUUGCAACAGAUGAAAGUCGUUCAGAAACUACAUCAAUCAUCAGAUAAAGGCUUUGAUGAUAUCGGCUACCAAUAUGUGAUAGGAGGAGACGGGACGGUAUUUGAGGGCCGGGGUUCGAAGUAUGGAGGUUCUCACUCACCAGGUUACAACACAAAAAGUAUCGGGGUCUGUCUUCUCGGUAACUUCAUGACAACUCUACCAUCCAGUAACGCUGUCUCGUCGUUAAAGAAACUUCAUACGUGUCUUCAACACCAAGGGAUGCUUUCUGCAAAUAACAGUGUGUUUGGUCAUAAAGACGUCCGACCUACUAGUUGUCCUGGAAAAGAGUUUUAUGAUAGGAUAUUGACCGAAGACUUCGGAUCGUUCUGGCACCGCAUCGAGCCGGUGAUGUGGACAGAUUGCAAACUUAAGGAUGGGAUAUGUAAAGACAACACAACUGAAACAUGCGAAGGAGAGUGGAAGAAGAAGCUAUGCCCUGGCCAAGCGAAUAUAGUAUGUUGUAUAUAGAAAUAAUGUACAACCACUUACAUUUGAAGUACUUAAAUGAAAAAUAGUAUCUGAAAUAUACUUUAUCAUAAUGUGUAAUUAGUAACAGGCAUAGGAAGCAUAGUCUAAGUACCUAAAAUAGUUUCUGAAAUAUACUUUAUCAUAAUGUGGAAUUAGUAACAGGCAUAGGAAGCAUAGUAUAAGUAUCUACAUCUAAUGUGAAUCCCGGUGAUAUCUUAUUAUUAUUUUCUUCUUUUAAACGUUAUAAUGUUAAAACAAUAAAUGAGAUUUAAUGAAUAUGUCUAAAAGACAGAGUAUAAUGAACUAGAAUUCACCAAUAUAAAUGCACUAAUAAUCAGGUCAUCGCGAUUUAUUUUUUAUAUAUCUACGCAUUCUUCUUUUAUUUAAGGAUAAUGCUUAGAUCAUUUAAAGCAUAUGAAUAGCUAACAUCUAAUAUAUUAUUUGUCAAUAUAUUGUUGGUGUUGAUUUGAGGGCAAAUGACAAUAUAUAAAAAAAUUGGUGAAAACUAGACAUAUUGUCAUAAAGAAAGUUACCAUGUGUACUACAGUAAACUCGAGUGGACAAGGAUGUGAACACUAGUGCAAAAGAUUGUUAACUUCAGUAUACAGGCUACCAAGUUAGUUUUGCUCUCGAAAGUAUAUGUGAAAAAUCUGUAAAAGGUAGAAUGCGUAGUAAGUAAUGUUCUGCUGAAUAUGUAUCGAUCAUUAUUUGGGUAUUGCUAUUGUCAUUACAGUUGUAUAGUUUUAUGCAGCGUGAUAUAAACCAAUCAAUUUUCCUUUUGUAAGCAUUUGUUAUUUUAAUAACCAUAACAUAAUUGUCAUUGCUAUCUCCAAUAUUUUUAAUUGUGAAACCAUUCGAAAACAAUGAUGUCGGCAGUAGAGCAACACAACAUAGAAAGCGAUAAAACUAUGAUCGGGUGUUUGAAUACGAACUGCUUGUCUGUAUUGUAUCGUAUUGAAUUAAGGAAAUAAUAUCUGUAUAAUUCGUACGCAUGUGUAAAUCUAUACAUUGCGAUCGAGGUAUUCCUGCUAUCAAUAGACGACUUGUCACGAUAGCCAUGUCGACUGGAUCAGUCUGUUGACCAUUGCGACAUUUACACCACCUGUUCUGCAGAAUCAGAUAUUUCAUUGGCUAGGCUAGGCGAUAUUGCGAGAGAUCAUUAAUUCAAAGUCUGCGGACAGGGCACAAGUUAAAAUAAGUUUCUUCCUCUUUUGUCAUCACAUGUUAUAUAUCCAAAUGAUAGUAGAAUGAUAAGCUAAUAAUAAACAUGGAACAUUCUAUUUCUUCUAUCUCCUAUCAGAUAUUUAGAUUCGAAUACACAUCUGGGACUACAUAGAUGAUGGUCUGGACUCUGAACAUUACCAAAGAUUUUAUCCUUAAAUAUCCUCAAUAUAAUAUACAUAGAGAACUAUACCUUCAAUUUGUUUUGCUUUUGUCAGAGUAUUGGAAUAUGCAAUAUAUGUUUUAGGUCAGUCUUACAGAUGAUGUAAAUCAACUCAGUUUUCAAUAUAUUUGGAAGCAUAUCGAAUCACUACUAAAAUACAACACCUAAUAAAUCAUAUAAGUAAUCUGCCUAUCAGGUACUGAAAUAGAAUUUUAAACUUGAAACUAUUUUGUUUUUCGGAAUAAUAAUUUAAAGCAAGUAUAUAAAGCAUUUUAAAAGCUUCAGGAAUCAUCAAUGUGAUGUUCACAAAUUGUACAUCUAAAUCUUCUAUUAUGGUUCAUUUGUAGUUUUCGUAUCAUAUAAUAUACAUGUACAUUGCAGUAAAUUAAUAAAACCUUACAAUUGAAA